Messenger RNA from Podarcis muralis (Common wall lizard), 1175 nucleotides. Lineage: Eukaryota; Metazoa; Chordata; Lepidosauria; Squamata; Lacertidae. The record is from RefSeq and is a predicted model, not a curated record.
GGGCAGAAGGAAGGAAGAGGAGCAAAGGGCACAAGGGUUCUGUGGUGGGACUAGAUGACCCUUGAGGGCCCCUCCAACUCUACAAUCCUAUGGUUCUGUGAAAUGAGCCACGGCAAAAUGCAUCCAGAUAUGCCACUGCUGGGGCACCUACACAGAUCCCCCCUGCCGCCCCCAGCAAAAAGAAUUGGACAAUGCCAGCCUCAACCAGCGGCUUGUGCUGUUGAGCAGCCAGGUGCAGGAGCUCAGCGCCCCCAAGGACCUGGAUGCCAACUCGCUGGCUGCCCUCCAGAAGAAACUUUGGGACCUGGAGUCAAGAGCCUCUGAGCAGCAGAAGGAGCUGAGCUCCCAAGCAAGCACCAUUGAACAGCUGGAACAGCUUCACCUGAUACUUGAACUGGAAAUUGAGAGGAUGAAACAGCUUCACCAGAAGGAGCUGGAGGACAAGGAGGAAGAGCUGGAGGAUGUUCGGCAGUCCUGCCAGAAAAAGCUGCGUCAGCUGGAGAUGCAGUGUGAGCAGGAGGGCGAAGAGAAGCAGGCAAUUCUCUGUGAGAAGCGGGACCUGGAAGGGCUGAUUGCCACACUCUGUGAACAGAUUGGCCAUCGAGAUUUUGAUGUGGAGAAGCGACUCCGGCGUGACCUGAAGAGGACUCAUGCUCUGCUGGCUGACAUGCAGCUCCUGCUGGAGACCUCAGGGGCAGAUGGAGGGUCAUCCGGGGGCAGGGAGGAGCUGGAGAAGCUUCGUAGCAAGGUUGAUGAGCAAUUAUACCAGCUCCAGCAUGAGAAAGCGGAUCUCCUCAAGCGCAUUGAUGAAGACCAGGAGGAUCUGAAUGAACUGAUGGCCAAGCACAAGGCCUUAAUUGCUCAGACUCAGACCACUGCCGUGCCUGACAUUCCACCAACUCCGCUUGCGGAGGUUCCAGCCACAGCAGCGGAUCCAGGGGACUUGGUUUCAAGGCCACCUAGGGUCGCUCCACAGCCUCAGCAAGAAUCGGGCAGCCCACCAGACCUGGGUACCGCUCCCCGGCAGUCUGGCAGAGUUUCCAAGCGCCCAAUUUAUUUAAAGGACUAUGUUGUUGGGCAUGUAAUACUGUUGGUCUAAUGGAAGUAUGUGAAAUGUAACCGAUAUGCUUUUGUGCCUAAUUCAACCACGUGUAGUGCUGUAUAUAAGAAAACCA